Messenger RNA from Paraphaeosphaeria sporulosa, 1944 nucleotides. Its product is annotated as BAR-domain-containing protein. The record is from RefSeq and is a predicted model, not a curated record. NCBI's taxonomy places the organism in Eukaryota, Fungi, Ascomycota, Dothideomycetes, Pleosporales, Didymosphaeriaceae. The transcript has 5 exons. Gene Ontology annotation, cellular component: cytoplasm. Bases 319 to 1590 code for a protein of 423 amino acids. Gene Ontology annotation, molecular function: protein binding.
CGCCCGCGCGUCCCUCCCUUUGCGCGAAACAUAUCCACCCCACAUCUCCAGCGUGGCCGGCGCUGCCCUCCUGCGUGCUCCUUCUUUCUCGCGCCCUCCGGAGAAUCUGCUGCGCCGCUCCCCAGUGCCCCUUCUCCGUCCGCCGCUGACCCUCAAAGAGUCCGUGCCGCUAAUUCUCAAGCACCAAGCUCCGCUGCCCUGCUCCUGACUACGGCCCUUAUCACAACUUUGUCUCGCGCAAUCUGGCUUUAGCCCGCAGCUCCACAGCAACCUUCGCAACACCCGCACUGCAAGCUGCACGCCCAUCCACACGCAGCCAUGCUCGUCAACAAGAAGCUCGACCGCUUCAAGCAAUGGGCGGGAGAGAAGAUGGGCGGCGAGGUCAGGACAGGCGUCUCCGACGACUUCAAGGCCCUCGAGACUGAGAUGAACCUCCGCCACGAGGGUAUGGACCGCAUGCAGAAGUCCAUGACCGUCUACGUCAAGUCGCUCUCGGAGCGCGCCCAGGGCACCGACCGCGAGAAGAUGCUGCCGGGUGGCCACCUCGGCUCUUCCAUGGUCUCCCACAGCGAGGACUUCGAACCCGACUCUGAGUUUGGCAACUGCCUUUCCUCGCUUGGACGAGCAAACGAGCGCCUGGCGCGCGUGCAAGAGACGUACGUUCAGAGCGCCACCUCCUCGUGGCUGGAGGGCUUGGAUCGCUCCUUGGCCCAGAUGAAGGAAUACCAGAAUGCUCGUAAGAAGCUCGAACAGCGCCGCCUCAACUAUGACACGUCGCUCGCAAAGAUGCAAAAGGCAAAGAAGGAGGACUUCAGGGUCGAGGAGGAGCUCCGCGCACAAAAGGCCAAAUACGAAGAGUCGAGCGAGGACGUCUUCAGACGGAUGCAGGACAUCAAGGAGUCCGAGGUCGAGAUGGUCCAGGAUCUCACUGCAUUCCUCGAGGCCGAGCUGUCGUACUACGACCGUUGCCGCGAGAUCCUCAUCAACGUCAAGCGCGAGUGGCCCGUUCAGGACACCUUGAACCGCUCGCGCUCGCGCUCACACUCGACCGCGCACGGCUACGCUGAGCGCUUCAACCCCCGCGAGGAAGAGCCAGAACCAGAAGCACCGCGUAUUACUAUUCCCAAGCUCUCCUCCCGCAAUCUGUCGCCGCACGGUAACCCCUCGCCCGUCAGCCGCCCCACCUACAGCCGCCAGUCGACCUUUGAUAGCCCGACCCGCUCCACCCGCGACGACUCACCCGCCCGGAACCGACUCUCCCGCGUUCCGACCGAACCGACCGCAAUGCUGGCCGGACGCAGCAACUUGCGUCCCGUUCGACAGACCAACACCUUUGCAGACGAGUACGAGGAUGAUUACGAGAGGUCCAACGGACAGCAGACGUACAGACGAGACAGGUCGCCGCCUAGUCCUGGGACUAGCAGCCACAGCAGUGUCAUGUCUCGCGCCGCAUCCUGGUCCCAGAACGAUUUGCCCCUCAGCAAGAAAGCUCCGCCGCCACCGCCCCCGUCCAGGGCUAAGAAGCCGCCACCACCUCCGCCUCCCAUGAAGCGAAGUGCGUUGAGCUCCUCUGAGGUUUCGCAUUAUUAGCGUCAUAUCACUAGAGCUUUGUUGCCUUGCUUUGCUGACAUCGUGCGCUACAGAGCCCACGAGAAUCGUCACGCUUUGAUCUCUUUGGGUACGCAUAAACGGCGUUCGGGUCGAUGUUGUAUUUUCGGCAUGUUGACAUUUGGCUGUUUUGUUUGGGAUGGUGAAAUCGCGCGUCAGCGACUGCAGCGUAGUGUGGGAAACAUGGCAGGCACGGCGUUGGCGCGGAGGCAUAACUCAAAGUUGUACACGGCGUUUUUGGGUUUGGAAAGGUAGCGUUGUUGGACCAUUCGAGGCAUGCGACACAUCAAGUUGCUUUUAUCUGCAAUUAAGAAGCUAUCUCCUUUGUUGAACAUC